Molecule: messenger RNA, 1302 nt
Organism: Symbiodinium natans
Lineage: Eukaryota; Dinophyceae; Suessiales; Symbiodiniaceae
Source: the annotation of a GenBank genome assembly
AUGUCAUCAGAAGCGGCCAAAAGAGCCAAGAUCGCUCCCGUUCUGCCGCCGGCCGAGACAUGGACCACGACGCCCUCUGAGCCCUUUGUAACAGACGUCGAGGUGCGUGCUACGUUGCCGGGUAUUUUGGGCAGCCUCAAGAUCCUCAAGACCAGUGCCAUCUCCUGCCUUGCCAACAUCCCGCCUGCGAAGAUCACUCCGGAUGCAAGCAGCGCUAGCGCUGGGUCCGACAAGGACAAGGACAAGGAGAAGAAGGUACCGAGCCCGGCCGGCGUCACGGGAUACAAAGAAGUUUGGAGCACUGCCAGCACUAACAUGCUCUUGCAGCAGCCUGUGUUCUGUCUUAGUCUGCAACGGCAAGUGACCCAUGGCAAGCAGGCGGGCUUGCUCUGGCUCACGCUCCAGAAGACCCUGGACCAGGUUCCGGCAGACAAGCCCACCUUGCAGGAGAUCAUGACUGCGUCCGAGCAGCUCAUGUCUGCGGGCCCUGAUGUUGCCGGGGCAAAGUCCGAGCGCAUCAUCUUUCCCUGCACCGUUCUUGCGUGGGCACAGAAUGUCCCGCAAGACGCUUUCCCGACCGAGAUGCUGAUUGUGGGGAACAAAGGCCUCGUGGCCGCUUGGUGGGUGCAGAUGUAUCAGGCCAUGGGCAGGACCGACAAGGAGAUGAUCACGAAGUUGUUGGAGUGCGCGCUGACCACGACAAUUACGCUGUUCUCUGACCCGAUGUUUGCCGCGGCCCGAAGCUUCAAGGUGUCCGAGGACCUUCGCGCAGUGUCGAAGCUGACCGACUCCUUCGUCGUCUUCGUCAAGAAGCUUUACAAGGUUCUGCCGGGGCUCAGGGACUUGAGCUUGACGAAGCAAGUGGAGGAGGUCAACAAGCUGCAGCAGAAGCAUAGCAAGUUCACCUACGGCGGCUGCAAGCUCGACAGCAAGUUGCUCUCGGCCGCAGUAGCCGUGGACAAGCACUUGGGCCGAGACGCCCAGAACUUGCUGGACCGAGUCACCGCCUCCUUCGGCCCGAUAUUCUCCCACCACCCGGCCCGAUUGAAGGCCAUGUGCCGCUAUGGGGAGGAGAUUUGCGCCUUCGCCUUCGGCUCGUCCUACAGCCUGCUGAGACGCAAAAUCCACACGACGGCCUCCUACACCGACGAGCUGGCGGAGGAGUGGGCCGGUGUCCAGAAGAUGGUCUUCGAGGUCGUGAAGGCCGUGGCUGCCGUUGUGGACAUGGUCCCGACGAACGUGCAGGCCCAGUUCUGCGACUUCCGGAAGGCCCUGGACUACUUCAAAAGGCCCGAGGACUAG